GCUCCAGAAGUUGCUGAUUCUCCUCAAGGAGCUAAAUACGUUGCUAAAAUUGACAGUGACAAAGUCAAAGGUCAAAUUGAAUUUUCAACUGCUGCUAAUGGUACUGUUCAAGUUGAUGUUGAUUUGAAAGAUUUACCUGAACAAGGGGGUCCUUUCUUAUAUCAUAUUCAUGAAAAAACUGUUCCUUCCGAUGGUAAUUGUACCGGCACUGCUGCUCAUUUCAAUCCUUAUGGUGGUAAUGAAAAUAAUACUCAACCUCAAGAUAAAGAAGUUGGGGACUUAUCCGGUAGACAUGGUAAGAUUUCUGGUCAAUCUUUGAAAACUUUUUAUAUUGAUCCUUAUCUUUCUUUAAAUAAAGACGAUGCUGCCUUUUUCGCCAAUUUAUCAGUUGUUGUUCACUUGAACAACACCACUAGAAUUGGUUGUGCUAACAUCACC
This is a messenger RNA of Hyphopichia burtonii NRRL Y-1933, 438 nucleotides long. RefSeq names its product Cu,Zn superoxide dismutase-like protein. Gene Ontology annotation, cellular component: extracellular region. The record is from RefSeq and is a predicted model, not a curated record. The annotation marks the transcript as partial. NCBI's taxonomy places the organism in Eukaryota, Fungi, Ascomycota, Pichiomycetes, Serinales, Debaryomycetaceae. The transcript has a single exon. Gene Ontology annotation, biological process: removal of superoxide radicals. Gene Ontology annotation, molecular function: copper ion binding; superoxide dismutase activity.